GAGUUUUCUCGCGUUCUGCCACAUUUACAUGAAGAAAUAAACUCCAACGCUCAUCAAAUAUUAUCUGAUGUAUGUAUACGUGUAUAUGGGCGGAGGUUGGGCUUAAUGGACCGCUUAAAUUUGUAGCGCCCUCCCAUAUAAACAGGCUCUCACUAGGUGUGUUCAUAUCAAAAUGACAUGUCGGCGUCCUAGGUUUACAACUACAGCAGUAGUAUAUGGGCUACUUGGGGAAAAUUAUGAACUUUUGACCUAGUGACCUACUGACCUACUGACCUACUUUGUGUAUGAGAAGUUUGAAAGUUGACCUGACCUAGUGACCUAGUUUGGAUGACCUAGUGACCUACUGACCUACUGACCUACUUUGUGUAUGAGAAGUUUGAAAGUUGACCUGACCUAGUGACCUAGUUUGGAUAUGGUGUAAAAUCUCCAGAGUGGGUCAUGGCCUAGUAACCUACUUUGGACCUGACCUAGUGACCUAGUUUGGAUAUGGUGUAAAAUCUCCAGAAUGGGAAAGUUAUGAACUUUUGACCUAGUGACCUGUUGACCUGUUGACCUACUUUCUGUGUGAGAAGUUUUCAAAGUUGACCUGACCUAGUGACCUAGUGACCUAGUUUUGAUAUGGUGUAAAAUCUCCAGAGUGGGUCAUGGCCCACUGACCUACUGACAUACUUGAGAUAUCCGAAGUUUAGACGACCUUGACUUGGUAAACCAGUUUGUGGAUAUUGUGAAAAAUAACCAAUUUGGGUUAUAGCCUAGUGACAUGGUGACAUAGUAGACCUAACUUGAAGAUACUGAAAAGAAUAAGAGUGAGUCAGCACAUAUAAUACUAAGGGUGUUGUAAAAUAUCUAAGAAUACCACGUCAAGUUCAUGUACAGCAUUCCAAAGCAGCUUUGAUAAGGAACAACUAUAGCAUUACAAACAUAGAUGAAGUAUUUAUAUAUUAUGCUAACCACAAGGAGGAAGACUUCAUAUGGCAAUUGGCCACUCUGUUCUCUUUGAACAAAAAGCGUUAUUACAUGGUACACCUAUCACCAUUCAUAAGGAACAACUGUAGCAUGACAUGCAUAGAUGAAGUAUUUACAUAUUACACCAACCACAAGAGGGCAGACUUCAUACUGCAAUUGACCAAUCUGUUCUCUUUGAAACAUGAAGCGUUAUCAUAAGGUACCCCAAGCAACAGCUUUGAUAAGGAACAACUACAGUAUGACAGACAUAGAUGAACUAUUUAUAUAUUACAUCAACCUCAAGGAGGAAGACUUCAUAUUACAAUUGGUCACUCUUUUUCCCUUUGGACCAAAAAGCGUUAGUACAUGGUAUGCCAUUCAAUAUUUUUCUAUUUCAUGCAACAGAGUCUGCUAAAACAAUAUUCAGAAAAAUAUCACAUUCAAAGUUACACCAACUCUGUACAGACUAAAGUCAACUGCCUAGAACUUUUCACAAAGCACUCUACUAAAAUGCAUGUAUGACAUUAUGCAAAUGAUGAUUGGUGCAAUUCACCAAAUGGUAGUUUGGGUAUUAUGUAUAAUUUUUUGUAAUUUUUGUCCUAAUCAGGUCAUAAACGAUGGAACAACAUAAUUGUGAUGAUCGACCUAAAUGCUGCUACCGUUUUAUUUAAUGACCCUAAUUUGACCAUAAGUACUGGUAAUUAUUUUUUUCCCUUUGUUACAUACAGAUAUUUUUCAACAACUUGUGUGAUUCUUGUUUAAGAUCAGGAUUAUAUUAUUGUUUAAUCAUUCUGUUACUCAUAGUCUUUUGAGACGGAUGUCUAUUGUGUUGUGGCUUUGGUGAUAUCAGGAGAAUCUCAUACCCAGAAACUUCACGGAUAUUAAACUAAGGUAAGAAUUUUUGAUCUAUUAUUCCUUAUUGUAGGCCUACAAUGAGAUUUAUUUUUGGAGGUAUAUUUGGCCCUGAAAGGACCGUUUUUCCUGAUGCCCCUGGGUGAAAAGUUUAUGAUGAUGGUGUCAAACUUCUAUGGUAUAUGAUUGAAGCUUCCUCCAAGUCUAGGAAUUCCUUCUCUUCAUCAAUUGUUCCACAUGUACAUAAACAUGGACAUGAAUGUGCACACAUAUGGUUAUUCAAAAUUAGGUCCUUUUGAACAUUUUUCAUGAAGCAGUGUGUACAUCUCUUUGCUUCACAGUUUGUACACUUGAUGUGGUAGUUUUGGAAAUGGUGAUCUCCCAGCAUACAGUCAUCACACACACUGCCGUGCAUAAUUUCCAAUCUUGUGCCAAAUAUAACUACGUUUGGUAGUUGUAGUGCUUUCCGCACACUUGCUUGCAGUUGUUCAUAUGUAGACAUUGUGGUGCACUAAUCUCAAAUGAACUCUGAUAGAUGCUGUCCAUUCUUUAUCUACUAUGUGAUAUUUGUGAGUGAAUCUGAUUGGAUAUGAGUGUGUGAUUAUGAGAGGUCAUAUGCUAAAGAACAAUGACAAACUUGACCUUGAGCAAACUUCAUUUGAAUUUAUCCUCAAAACACACAAAACACAUUUUGGUUAUCCAUUUGGACCGAGAUCGUCAACAUGGAAGGACCGCUCCCCAAAACUGUGCUUGCCACUCUGAAUUUCUGUCUGCAUCAGGCAUUCUAUCCUGAAGGAAAGGAUCCUGUUCAUGGAGUUUUUGUAGUUGGGGAGAAGCUCUUUGAUGAGCUGCUUGAGGGAAAUGAAGAAAGAAAAAUAAUUUCUCAUGGAAAUGUCAUGAUAAAUGAUAAUCUCUAUGUACUUAAUCGUACUAUUCCAGCGAGGCAAAAAUAUGGCCCUUUUACCAUGGAUGAAAUAUUCAAGAUGGAGAGAACUAAUGUGUUCACUGCUCCAGAAUGUUUAGAGAUACUUGCUAAAUACAAAUCAAUUCAUGUGUUAUCAAACAGCAAUGGCUGGAAGUUGUGUCCAAAUGGCGAGAUUGUAUCAAACAUGCAUCCUCCUGAAUAUGUGAGAAGAUCAUUUCAGUUCACUUUUUCAACAUACAUCCCAGAAUUAAAGAACUGUGAAGGUGUUAUAAUUGUUCCAAGUACAAUUUCACGAGAGCAAGUACAGGAUCCGAGAAUCACAGUGAUAAAAAGGGACACAUUUCACAUAACAAAAGUAGAAACUGCUCCUGGAAAAUGGUUCAUUUUGCAAAGCUGCCGAACAGCUUAUUAUGAAAAUGACCCCUGUUUUUAUUUAGCAUUUAAUAACUCAAUCUACUGAUACCACGAUAGGCAUUGCAUUUGCUCUCAACACAUAUGAAAAGGUUUGUGUUUUGGUUGUGCGCAAUCUGAUAAUUUUUCGCCAAACUUGCCAAAGUCACAACUCUUUUGGCUCCUGUCAUUGAAAUGGAGUCAUAUUUCUAUUUGCUAUACAAUGAGUCAGAAUCAUUACCUGUAUGCAGCAAUGACAUGCAUUCAUUUAGCAACUCUUUCUAUGACAUGAACUCGUCAAACACAAAACUUCGCAACAAACACUUCUCUAUUCCUGUAUAUUACUUAUUUUCAGUUAUAAUAAUGGAAAAGAAGACAAUGGAACGGUCAUGUGCAGCAGCAGCUGCUGUUAGUAAUAAAAAAUUGACAUAUGCCAAUGUGGUUGCUGGAAAAAAGCCUCUUCCUAUUCUUGACGGACCUGAUUCCGAGGAGGAGUUCACUUCUAAACCACAUGAAUGGGUAAAAGUGGAAAGGAAGAGGCCUAAAGAGGCAAAGAAAGGCCAUUUGAAGCUCUAUCUAAAAAAGAGGUCAUUUAAAACUCAACUGUCAACUCCAAGAAUGACAACAAAAAAAACGAAAGUUACAAAAACGCCACCAGAAGAACCAACACCCUCACCACCAUCACCAUCAAGAACAACAACAACCCCUGGAAAUGAUGAAGAAAGAAAAGUUGGAAGAAUAUCCCCGCCACUCCCACCACCUGUAACGCAGUCAACAACAACAACAAUGGGCGAAAGAACGUACAGUGAUUUUAUAGACAUUUUAAACGAUUGGGUUUUGAAGAGAGCAGGUGUUGGGAAGAUGUACCUCCCAAAAUAUUAUGAAGGGAAGGAACGUAAGGAAUUUCUUGAGGUAAUGAUGCCGUAUUUAAAUCCUACACUCUUUUUUUUACCAUCGUCAUCUGAUGCUGGUUGUCAGGAAAAUGCUGUGCCUGAAACGCCUCCUUCACCACCUCAUCAAUCUGUCAUUAUGGUGACUGAUCAGCCGCAUACGGUACGGGAUAGUCCACAUUUAAGGGAUCUGCUGCAACGAUCCAGCAAUAUUGAUUUGGAUCAUGAGGAAGAAAAAAUACCUCCUUCGCAAAUUUAUCGUCCCGAUGGUAAAGACCUGAAUGAGGUGUUUUUUGUUCCUGAAUUUCAUCAGUGUGUUGCUGGAGAUCAGGAGGCGUUGGAACAAGAACAUCUGACAACUGAAAUGCCUCAACCAUCUGAUGAGGAUGUUGUUCUUGUUCCAGACUCUCCUGAUCUAGUGAAACAGAUGCCUGUCCGGGAAGAUAGCAAAGAAAAAAUACCUCCCCUAAACAGAGAAUUGGAGGGGGUGCCAUGCACACCAGAGGAUCUUGCUUUGCUAGACUUCUCGGACUUGCUAUAUUAUGAAGAAAAUAGGAAGUGCCAUUCAAAAAGAGACAAAUUACCAAACGGAUUGCCUAUGACAGAAAAUUCGUCAGAUGGGGACGUCCUGAAAUAUCUUUCAGGAUCGUUUCCAGAUAAUGAAUCAAAUGUAACAGGCAACCAAUCAGAAUCACCACUCUGUACACCAAUUGUAAACGUGGAUUCUGAUUCUCCUCUUCGAGGUCAAAUAGUUCAUAAUCUCUUUGAUGAGAUUACGAAUGGGAAAGUGCAACUUGAGGGGUUGCAAUCAUCACAACUUGGGCAGGAUGUCCAACUCCAGCAGUUUCUGGAGUCGAACAUCCUCACCAAGGCUGAGGAGCGUUCAUCACUUACAACUAACAAGUUGCAAGAGGUGAACGAACCUCAUACCUCCCAAGUUGCAUCGACAUCCUCCGCUUAUAUCAGGUCUGAUCCUACUAAGCGGAAGCUUGACCUCGAUGGGGGGAAUUCAAAGAAGCGACAGAGGAGGCAGGACAGGGACUCUGUCUUGAGAUCACUUUUGAAAAGUCCCAAUGAAAGGAGACCUCCUCAUGCAAUUGGUGUUCUACCGGGUGGUAAUGUUGGAAAUGGUGUACCCCAGAAAGACAAUCCCAACAUCCGGGCAAUUUUAAGUGGCACACAUUCUGUGGUACACCCUUUCCAUGAUACCAAGAUGGCGACGUCUUUUUUAGGGCUUCGUCAAAAGACGACAAAAAAAACGUAGCCAAUACUCAGAUUGGUGGUCACCAGGUCAUCAACCAAAAUGGCCCUUCUUCUUUUUCUUCUUCUUCUCCUUCCGAUGAUGAUGAUGAUGAUGAUGAUGAUGAUGAUGAUGAUGAUGAAAAUGUUGACGAGUCGGACAAUGAGAUACAUGGGCAAGCACAUAACCAUCCUCAUGCACAGCCUGUUUUUCAAAUUAUCUCGCUCAAGGACAUUAAAAUAAGAAAAUAUGGCACGAUGGGUCAAGAUUUGAAAAUCAAAGUAACUGGAAUGGAGCGAGGUACCUCUUUCAAUGAUAUCUUAUUUCACAUAUCAAAUGUUUUCGGAGAACUUUUAAAUCGUCUCCUUCAGGAUGUGCAGCCCCAAGACAGAGUCCGACUUGUCAUAUCUGGUCAAGGACUUAGACAUAUCAGUAUUCCAUUCAUUUCACCAGAUCAACUCACAGUCGAAAAGAUCAUGAGUGAAAUCGAGAGAGUUACUCAAUCAAAUGACUCAUGGCUUUUCGAGGGCGAGUUUUUCGUCAAUUUCAUACACACCCCUCUUCCCAUUGGCGGUUUGUAUGCAAGAGGGAUUGCCUCUCUUCAUCAAAAAGUCCGCGAAAAGUCAUGCUUCAUCGAAAUUCAAAACAAAGAUGACGAAUUAUGUUUAGCCAGAGCCAUCAUCGUUAGUAAAACUCGUAUAGAUAACCAUCCACAACACCAGUCAAUCAGACAUCCCAAUAGUAAAAAACAAGGUGAAAUGGCGGCCGAGCUUCAUGAAAAUGCGGGUGUUCCAAAAUCCAAAUGCACCCUCAAAGACGUCGCUAAAUUUCAAGCACACCUUUCACCCGAUUAUCAGCUCGUGGUAUAUUCUAGUUUAUAUUUCAACUGCAUGUGUUACAGAGGACCCCCUGCACCGCACCGCAUAAAUCUGUACCACUAUGAUGAGCAUUUUGCUCCAAUCAUGUCUAUGACAGGGUUCUUUGAGAGGUCUUAUUAUUGUCCGCACUGCGACAAAGGUUACCAAAACGAUAAAACCCAUGUCUGCGAAGCUACGUGUGCAUGUUGUAAAACAGACACCGGUUGUGAUAUAGUUAAAUGGACAAACUGUCCCAAAUGUAGACGUCUUUUCAAAAGUCAAGCGUGCUAUGAAAGACACCUUGUAAAAAAUGAUGCCGCUCAUUCCGUUUGUGAACUUUUCAUAAAAUGCUUGAAAUGUGAUAAAUCAUAUGAUAAACGAAACAAACACCAAUGUUUUACAACGUAUUGCCAUAUUUGUGGUAUGAAUAAACCACAUGACCACAGAUGUUUCAUCAAAAAACCAAAGCAGAAGAAGAAGGGUGCAAUGAGAGAUUUUAUGAAAUUUGUAUUUUACGACUUUGAAUCCACCCAAGAAAAAAUUCUAGAAAAUGGUGAACGAGAGCACAUUCCAAACUUGUGUAUUGCACAUCGUUGCUGCCUCUUUUGUGGAAUAGAGGAAAGUGCUAAGAAUGAUGAUGAAUUAAAAUGUAUUUUGUGUGGUGAUGAACGAGAAGAGAAAGUAUUCCGUGGGGAAAAUACUGUCGUAGAUUUUUGCGAGUGGCUAUUCAACGGUUCAAAUAUAGGUAAAGUGGCAGUGGCACACAACAACAGGGGUUACGAUGCCUUUUUCAUUAUUCAAUACCUUCAUAGUGUAGGGAUCAAACCAACAGAUGUUAUUCAAGUUGGCCAGAAAAUUCUUUCAUUCGAAGCAGCUGGAGUGAAAUUUCUCGAUUCUCUUAGUUUUCUGAACAUGCCUCUUAGCAACUUUCCCAAAACCUUUAAUUUCACUGAGAUGAAAAAAGGCUACUUUCCACACCAUUUCAAUACAAAAGCAAAUGAAAAAUAUAUCGGAGAAAUCCCCGACAUUAAAUAUUUCGACCCCGACAGUAUGACCGUGGAAGGGAGAAAAAAGUUUCUUCUGUGGUAUAAUGGCCAACUUGGAAAACCCUAUGAUUUACAAGAGGAACUGGAAUCCUAUUGUCAGAGUGACGUCACCAUUUUGAGAAGGUGUUGUGUUCGCUUUGUGGACUCAUUCGAAUGCUUGCUAAAGGUGAAUCCUUUUAAAGAAAGCGUAACUAUAGCAUCAGCUUGUAGUAGAGUGUUUCGACAAAACUUCAUGACCCCCUCUUCGAUUGCUGUUCUGCCACCUCAUGGUUACACAUUUGACAAGCAGUCCAACAUUGGAAUAAAGUGGUUGGAAUGGUUGAUGUUCAAAGAUAAAGAUAUCAACAUAUGUCAUGCCGGCAAUGGGGGUGAAAAAUCCAUUGCCAAUUACAAAGUGGAUGGUUUCGACGAACAGAAUAAUGUCAUUUAUGAAUUUGAUGGUUGUUUCUGGCAUGGAUGUGAAAAAUGCUUUCCGCACAAGGACACUAUGAACCCCCGCAUUGGUACAACUAUGGGAGAACUUCGUGAAACCACAACGUUUCGGCGAAAUUUCCUGAAAGGUUGUGGUUUCACAGUCAUUACGAAGUGUGAAUGCGAUUUUAGAGAAGACAUUAAAAACGACCCCCAACUUGCUCAAUUUACAAAAGACAUCAUCAUCAGCGAGCCCUUGAACCCCAGAGAAGCUUUUUUUGGCGGUCGCACAAAUGCUGUCAAACUUCAUCACAAAUGUACAGAAAACGAAAGUAUAAAAUAUGUAGAUUUCACAUCUCUUUAUCCUUGGGUCAACAAAUACCAACACUAUCCACUAGAUCACCCCAAAGUUUUUAGAGGUGAAAAUAUUCGGAAAAUAGACCCAAUGAAAUGCGAAGGCCUCAUAAAGUGCAAAAUAUUACCGCCAAAGAAACUCUAUUUCCCUGUAUUGCCUAUGCGUAGAGACAAGAAAUUGAAAUUCUCUCUUUGUGCCAAAUGCGCUCUUGAAUCCUCCAAAAUAUGCAACCAUUCUGAUGAAGACCGAGCACUUGUGGGUACUUGGGUUAUUUUUGAAGUAAAAAAGGCCAUUGAAAAAGGCUAUAAACUUCUAGAGACUUUUGAAAUUUGGCAUUUCGAAAAAACAACCAAGUAUGAUAAGGUUGAGAAGGAGGGGGGUAUAUUUGCGGGUUACAUCAAUCAUUUCUUGAAGCAAAAGCAGGAGGCAAGCGGGUGGCCAGAAUGGUGUCGUACAGAGGAGGAUAAAAACAAAUACAUUGACGAUUAUGAGAAAAACGAGGGAAUCCAAUUGGACAGGGGGUUAAUUGGUGUUAAUCCAGGGCUACGAAGUAUCGCUAAAAUCUGUUUGAAUUCGCUCUGGGGAAAAUUUGGGCAGAGAUCUAACUUCACAAAGACAUUAUAUACAGAUAAUCCAGAAGAGUAUGUCAAAAAGUUGACUGACGACAGUGUUGAAGUAACUGAUGUUCAACUUGUGAACGAAGAGUUUGUUCUGAUGAAAUUCAGAGAGAAGGAUGACUUCAUCGAACCAUGUCCAUACACGAAUUGUGUUAUUGCUGCAUAUACCACUGCUCAUGCACGCUUAAAACUGUACUCUGAAUUAGAGAAGCUGGAGCGACAGGUAUUAUAUUUUGAUACGGAUAGCAUUAUAUAUGUCGUUGAUGAAACAAACGAACAACAUUACAAUCCACCCUUGGGUGACUACCUUGGUGACUUUAAAGAUGAAUUAGAGGGUAAAACUAUAGAAGAAUUCAUAUCCGGCGGUCCCAAAAACUACGGUUACAGAAUUAAAGGUAGCGGAGAGACUGUCUGUAAAGUCCGGGGAUUUACCUUGAACUAUGCAAAUAGUCAAAACAUAAAUUUUGACUCCAUGAAGAAACUUGUGGAAGCAUUGAACUUUUCGGACAAGAUUACGAUCACAAAUCCUUUCAAAAUCAAAAGGCGAAAGGACUUCAAAAUUGUAACGGUACAAGAGGAAAAGAAAUAUGGCUUGGUUUAUGACAAACGUUACCUCGUUGAUGAUUUUUACACCCUCCCAUUUGGAUAUUGAUUCUUCACCUCUUUGUUAUAAUAAUAAGAUAAAUUUUGUUGUACCUAUAUUCUUGAAAACGACACUGAUAUCAACCAUAGAUUGAUUUGAAUUAAAAUUUGCAAGGGCAUAUAUCUGUGAUAAAAUGUUUAUACUGGCAUAUUUUAUGGUGAUAAAACAAUGUGAUAUUUAUUUCAUUCUGUGCAUUGAAACUGUAAAUAUAUUGAUGAUAAUAAUAAUAAUAAUAAUAAUAAUAAUAAUAUGAAUAUGAAUAUGAAUAUGAAUAUGAAUAAUAACAUUAACAACUGUAAUAAUGUUGAUAUUUUAUGAGUUUAAUCUUCGUCAUUACAUCAUCAGCAUCAUCAUCAUCAUCAUCAUCAUCAUCAUCAUCAUCAUCAUCAUCAUCCUGAUUGACAAAUAGCUUUUUCUUUCUCUAAUCGAAUCUCAAGAAAUUCCAUCCCACCUGCUCUCUCAAAGAAAAAUUGUAUGAUAUUUAAAUAUUUUUGCAUAUAAAUGUAUAUUAAUCUGUGUACGCGUAUAGAUGAUGUAUAUAUUUUGUAAAUUUUCAAUUAAUUCAUUCAAAGGAUUGCUGUUUAUGUUUGUGAGUAUUGAUGUAUAUGUUUGUAAAUAUUCGAUUAAUCAAUUGGUUAAUUAAUUGCAAGGAUCACCAUUAUGAUAUUUAUUAAACUCGGUAUAAAAUCUCA
This is a messenger RNA of Lineus longissimus, 9863 nucleotides long. RefSeq lists its product as uncharacterized. Bases 3308 to 5266 code for a protein of 652 amino acids. The transcript is spliced from 4 exons. The record is from RefSeq and is a predicted model, not a curated record. NCBI's taxonomy places the organism in Eukaryota, Metazoa, Nemertea, Pilidiophora, Heteronemertea, Lineidae.